Thelazia callipaeda (thelaziosis nematode) is the source of this 258-nucleotide messenger RNA. NCBI's taxonomy places the organism in Eukaryota, Metazoa, Nematoda, Chromadorea, Rhabditida, Thelaziidae. The record is from the annotation of a GenBank genome assembly.
AUGUCAACUGGCAAUAUAAAUAUCAGUUCUCGCAGGCUGGAGGAAGCUGUGCACGGAGGAUGGCUAAUGAAAAGAGGUGAACAUAUCAAGAACUGGCGACCGAGAUACUUUUUGCUUUUCAAAGAUGGUGCACUGUUUGGAUUUAAGUCAAAACCAGAUCCAGAUUUACCACUUCCUGAUCCCUUGAAUGAUUUUAUUGUCAAAGAUGUUCAGGAUGCACAGUAUAUAAACAUGGUAGUUAUGGUUGGAAAUUUGUAA